Messenger RNA from Pediculus humanus corporis (human body louse), 318 nucleotides. RefSeq lists its product as uncharacterized. The transcript has 2 exons. The record is from RefSeq and is a predicted model, not a curated record. The coding region runs from base 1 to 318 and encodes 105 amino acids. NCBI's taxonomy places the organism in Eukaryota, Metazoa, Arthropoda, Insecta, Psocodea, Pediculidae.
AUGAACUUAAGAGAAUAUUUAAUCGUCGGAGCAAGAGGUCAAAUAAUGUUUGGAAACAAAACGUCAGAGGGAAAUCAACUGACCGAGUUACCUUGGCCUCCGUCGAAUCCAAAGCUGAACAAGCGACUUAUGGGUUGUCACAUAUGUCCGAAUUGCGAUCGGGUUUAUAGUUCUAAAGCUACUUUAACGAGGCAUUUAAGAGCCGAAUGCGGUAUAGGAAGUCGAAUUCAGUGUCCGUAUUGUCCGCACAAAGCCAAAAGAAGCGAUCACUUGCUUGUACAUAUAAAAAAAAUACACAAGGAAAUAACGAAUCAUUAA